Molecule: messenger RNA, 2488 nt
Organism: Neurospora tetraspora
Lineage: Eukaryota; Fungi; Ascomycota; Sordariomycetes; Sordariales; Sordariaceae
Exons: 2
Coding region: 329-2449 (706 amino acids)
Biological process (GO): lipid metabolic process
Source: RefSeq, a predicted model, not a curated record
ACAGCUCACAUCGAGGACCCUCAUGAGCUCCAAACAGCUUCACGACGACUGCCUCUACACUAGUGUCGUAUCAGUUUUUGGCCUUUUCUAGCGUGGUGGGUGAAGGGUCAUCCACAUUUGACGGCCCGCCUCGGUUGACCAUGUGUUGUCCUAACAUGGCAGCGUCCAAAGUCUCCAUCCACUUUUCUGACUCUUGCUUCUGCUUCUUCCCUUUCCCAAAUCAUCUCUCACUUCUUGGACCUUCAACUCAUCACUUGUCUUCACUACUACAAUCUAUUGUAUGUGGGUGCCUUAGCUGCAACCGCAAACUACCACUCCUCUCUUCACCAUGGGCUUCCUCUUCUUUGGUCGGUCAAAGAAACCAAAAAAAGACAACAGAGACACACCGACACCACCUCCUCAGCUUUCAAGUCGAGGUCAACGUGACCGGCAGGUUUCCGGCUCGUCCUCGAAACAUCACUAUGCCGCUCUUCCGCCGCCACCAGCCUACUCGCCGCAUGACUGGCAUCAGGCUCAGUCCUUCGAGCCCGCCGGCCUCCUCCCAUCACCGCCAGGAUGGAGUCCGUCUUCACCACAACCCAUCAUUGUCAACCAACAUCACUACUAUCUCGGCACUCCGGGUCCAAAUUCCCCACCGCCACAACUUAUCCAGUCAAUAUCACCGAUUCCGCCACCAAAGAACAGCACCGGGUCUCUCACCAAGAUGCCCGUGGGGACGGUGAUGGAGGUGGCAUCGGAUAUCUCCCAAGUGCCAAGCCUCGUCCACGGUUUCGAGGAAAUGCUUCCCCAUUGGCCCGACAACAAGACCCAGCUGCUCAACCAGAGUGCCGCCCUCUACGACCAAAUCUCCGGUCGACUAAAUGACGUCUUGACGAGGAUAGAUCUGAACCAGAUUAGUGGGAAUGAGAAGGAACACUUCACCUGGAAGCCGGCUGUUCAGGAAACCUCGUACCCGCCCUCGUCGAGCAUGGUGGGGUCGAGGUCGGUAGUGAAGUCAGGAAUUCGGAGGAGCAGCUCGCAUUCAAGGGAUCACAGGGAGCACAGGGAUAGGGAACAUAGGGAUAGGGAACAUAGGGAGCACUCGUCGUCAACAAAUUCGGGGGGUUACUUUGCAAAGGUGGACCUCUAUGCCAACUCGAGGUUGCCUACCGACCUGGCUCCUUUGAGACUAUACAUCCCCACCUGGCCUCUUCUCUGCCUCGCCGCCCAAUACUCCGAGCGAGUUUACGAAAAGCCCAAGGGCGCCGAACGAGACGCCCACGUCGACGCCGACUGGCGAACCGGCGCCAAAGCCAUGGUCAUCAAAUCCGUGCCAAUGGAUUACGUCAACACCAUUGUCUUCGCCAUCCGCGGCACAGCAACUUUCAUGGACUGGGCCGUCAACCUCAAUUCUAAUCCCACAUCCCCCGAAGGAUUCCUCGACGACCCUGGCAAUCUCUGCCACGCCGGCUUUCUCGAUGUCGCUCGAAGUAUGGUCCAACCUGUUGCGCGCCGUCUCCGUCAGCUUCUUGAGGAGGAUCCCAGUCGAUCAUCCUACUCGCUGCUCAUUACCGGUCACAGUGCCGGUGGCGCCGUCGCUGCGUUGCUUUACAGCCAUAUCCUCUCGACAACAAAGGAGGCGCAAAGCGAGUUGACUGCGGUGGCUGGGUGCUUCAAGCGCGUCCACUGCGUCACGUUCGGCACUCCACCUAUUAGCAUCAUUCCCUUGAAGAAGCCAGAGGACUAUGAGAGGAGGCCAGAGCUGAAGAAGAGCUUGUUCCUGUCCUUCAUAAACGAGGGUGAUCCGGUCGCGAGAGCAGACAAGGCCUACGUGAAGAGUUUGCUAGAGUUGUACGCCUCGCCCGCGCCUUCGGUGAACACGCUCUCGAUGACAACGAGCAGGAAGGGACCCAGCAGUUCUUCGGAUCUUAACAUGCGAAUGAAGGCUGCCGGCCAAAAGUCAUCUCGGUCCUCGCUGCAAUCGUCGAAAUCCGGCAAAUCAACAGACACCAGGAAUACCGAGCGCCGAAGUAGCAGCGGCAGCAGCCAUCACGCCUCCUCCUCUUCUUCGGGAAGUUCCCACCGCAGCAGCUCCCGCACCCGCACAUCCACCUCCUCCGCCAGCUCCGCGCUGACCACCACCUCAACAACCGCCUCGUCCGUCUCCAGCAGCCACACCUCCUCUUCAUCCUCUUCCUCCUCGGGACCAACCUGGAAACUCCCCGCCUCCACGCUCUCCUGCGCCGGUCGCCUUGUGGUGCUAAGGUCAGGCGACCCGAAGUCCAGGCUAAAGGGCAAGGGAAAGACGGUUGAGGAAAGACUGAAUGAGGGAGUGGUGGCGCAUGUGGUGCCGAGCGAGGAUAUGCUGAGGGAGGUGGUUUGGGGUGAUCCGUUGAUGCAUGUUAUGAAGCUGUAUAAAGGAAGAAUUGAGACGUUGGCUGUUGGGGCGGUGACUGCUAGGGGGUAUUGAUUUGUGCUGUGAAGUUUGAUUGAGGAGAGGACGAGGAGG